Messenger RNA from Cutaneotrichosporon cavernicola, 1089 nucleotides. RefSeq lists its product as uncharacterized. The transcript is spliced from 2 exons. Lineage: Eukaryota; Fungi; Basidiomycota; Tremellomycetes; Trichosporonales; Trichosporonaceae. The record is from RefSeq and is a predicted model, not a curated record. The coding region runs from base 1 to 1089 and encodes 362 amino acids.
AUGAAGCUCUCCCUCGCCGUCGUCGCGCUAGCCGCGGGCGCGCACGCGUUCAACGUCCCCCCCGAGGCCGACUUUGACUUUUCGCGUUUCCGUGUCGGUCACACUGGUGUAGCGCGUGACCUCAAGGAGCGCGAAGCCGCCCCUGCUCCCGAGGCUGAGGCUGCGGCCGAGGGUCGUAACCCCCGCUAUGGCCACCAGAACCAGUACAACGCGCCAAUCUUCGUUGAGACUGGCCGCUUGCCCAGCAAGGGUGAGCGCCGGCCAUGCCACGGCAAGCACGGCAAGGGCGGCAAGGGCGGUUUCCUCUCGAGCCUGCUUACUCGUCUGGGCUUUGUCUCGCCGCAGCCAUUCGGCGGCAUUCGCUCUGUUCCUCAGGGCGAACACCGUCUGCACCACGGCCACGGCCAUGAUGCGCCGCAGAAGACCAAGGACUCGGAGGCUCCCGAAGCUGGGUUUGCGCACAUCCUCCCGAUCUUUGGCGAGGGUGAGCCCCACAGGGUCGUUGGCGAGUACCAGCCCUCGAACGGUGCCGAGACGUUCAAGUGGAUCGUCGACGAGUUUGGAAGCAUUGCCGACCUCGAGUCCGAGGAGCCCGAGCCCGAACACAAGCACAAGGAGCACAAGCACAAGGAGCACAAGCACAAGGAGCACGAGCACGGCAAGGAGCACAAGCACAAGGGCAAGAAGAACAAGAACAAGAGCAAGGGCGGCAAAAAGUACAAGCACAAGCACCACAAGGACAAGGGCAAGAUGUACUCGCUCAAGAAGGCAGGCAACAAGCUCUGCGACGCGCUCGCCGAGCUUCCCCCCGCCCUCCGCGGGUUCGUUGUAGGCGCGCUCAUCGGGUCCAUGUUCCAGGUUCUGUUCUCUCUCGUCUUCCUCGCUGUCCGUCUCCGCAGGCGCAAGUCGUGCGAGGCGCGUCGCGUCCGUCGCGCUGAGCGCAAGGAGGCGCGCAAGGCCGCCAAGGCCGCGUACAAGGCCAACAAGGCGGCUAGGAAGAGCAAGGCCGCCGAGGCUGGCUACGACGAGGAGGAGGCGUUACCCUCGUACGCCGAGGGCGAGACUGACGCGCUUGUCAUCCGCCAGUAG